CUCAAAGCUUGUGAGUAAUGCUGUUGCUGUUUUGGAAAAUUUGUUCAAGGUCCUAUAAUGGACACGUAAAGAAGCAAAAGAUAAAAAUUCUGCUUUCUAGGAAACUUUUCCUUUGAUUAUCAUAGCUCCAUUUAUCUCAGUGAAUUUGGCCAUUGACAUAAUAACAUCCAGGCUUCGUGAUAACUUUGAGGAAUUGUGAUUUGCGCCAUUCCUUGCAACCUAAAGAGGAAGCUAUUGAUGCACUUCAACAGUCAGUUUUGGGGAAAGAACAGGUGUUGAAUGGUCAUGCCAAAUCCUAUGGUCAAUGUGGUUAACUUUUUCUUGCAAGAUAUUGGAAGAAUUGCGAGGAUUACUGCAAGCUGCAAAAGAGAAAAGGCAAGCUUCAUUGGCUGAACUAUCAACUAAACAUCAGAAGAAUGUAGAGAGUUUGGAGGCACAACUGGCUGAUGGUUUGUCUCAUAGAACCAAGGCAACUGAAACAAUUUCUGCCCUACAGGUGCUAGUGGCAGAGAAAGAGACAAAGAUUGCUGACGUGGAUGCAGCUUCAUCUGGUGAAGCUGCACGACUAAGAGCUGUUAUAGAAACCACUAAAGGAGAACUUGCUCACUUGAAACAAGAGCACGAGAAGGAAAAGGACAGCUGCGAAGCUGCCUCACAGGCACUGAAAUCAAAACUGGAAGUUGCUGAGAGCAACUGCAUUCGAGUUGAAACAGAACUAGCUCAAAUGAGAAGUCAGCUGGUAUAAGAGACAUCCAUGCAAUCCCAGCUGCUAAGUACAAGAGACGCUGAUCUUGCCACUGCCAAAGAAGAGUAUAACUUUAACCAAUAUCCUUGAGGCUGAAAAAGUAGUGUUGUUGGAUUACAGGAGGCUUCUACCAAGUAAUAAUUAUAUUUUAUAUAUUUUUAUGUCCUAAUUUCUAAAAUUCUGCCCUGCUAUUUGUGUUAGAGAUGAAGCACUUGAUAGUAACAAGCAGCAGAUCAAGAGCCUAGAGAUGAAGCUUAAUUCUGCUAAUACGUGUCAUCAGUUAGAGAAAGAAUCAUGGGGAAUGGACCUUAAAAUUUUGGAAGAAGUGUGGCAACGUAGUAUAUCCUUGCUUUGCAAGUUAUUUUGUUCAUUUUGUCCCCCUUUCCAUUCCAGCAGAAAAUGUUCAUUGAGCUUUGAGUUAGGUUAUUCUUGGAAUUAUGAUGUGUCGGUCAGAUGUGAAUCACUGAAAGCUCAAAAUGAAGCAUCCUCUAGAGAAGAUGCACAAAAAGAAAUGGAGGAGCUAAAACUGCGGUAUAAACAACUAAAGAAUGAUGGAGGAGAAGGACAAAGAAAUUUCUAAACUUCUAGAGGAGAACAAGAAUCUUCAACGAUCUCUGGAACUGAGACCCCCAGUUUGUUUCCUUGCAUUCGUCUUUUACAUAUAACUUGCUGUUUAAAGAGGUUUUCCAUUUUAUCAUUCUUUGCUGACAAUGCAAUAAAUGUUUCAGACUGAUCAGAGAGAUCAGGUAUGAUUUCUAUUUUUAUGCUGCUGCCUAACUAAUAUUAUUCCAGUUUAGAAAGAAAAUCCUUAUUUUUCUUUAAUAUUAACAAUUUUCCAUUUUCACAACAUUGGACUCCUUACAUGUCUUUCCUUCAAACGUGUAUUAUCAGCUCUGCAGAGAAAAGAUGCUCCAAAUAGCACCUCUGCAGCAGAACAGCAGAUUCUGACAGCAGGCUCAGAGGGAGGAAGAGCUGGCCCAAUCACAGCGACAUAUUUUAGCACUUCAAGAGGAAAUUGAAGACCGUGAGCAUGAAAACCGUCUGCGCACUCAGCAGGUAUGAAGUCUGGAGUAACAUUAUUCUCAUUAUCUACAUACUGGACCUGGAUCACUCCUUGUGGAGCUGUCAUGGAAAGGGUAUUUGUCAAUUAUUUUAUGGAACUCUUUCACUUUUCUCAAGAUUUUCAUUUUCAUAGUUGUAUUGUGAGGGGAAGCUUUAAAUAUUCUUUUGUUAAAUGAGAUGACCUCUCACAGCUACUCCCCAGCUUCAACCAUCUUGCCUGCGUGCCUACAAUUGGCAAUUUGGCACCAUCACACUGUAGCAUUCUUUUUGUAUCACUAAAUCCAUCAAUUCUUUGAUUAUCAAUAUUGUAAAGAACAUAGGAGAUUCAAUGGUAUGCACUCAAGUAUCAGUAAAUCAAGGAGAUGAAAAUUU
Messenger RNA from Rubroshorea leprosula, 2179 nucleotides. NCBI's taxonomy places the organism in Eukaryota, Viridiplantae, Streptophyta, Magnoliopsida, Malvales, Dipterocarpaceae. The record is from the annotation of a GenBank genome assembly.